UCCAGUGGGAGGGCUUUCCCUGACAGGAGGAAGAAGGCUUGUGACUAGCAGCGGGAUUCAACCUUCAAAAGCCGGCUGUUCUUUUGCUGCUUCCUUUAGAAAAUACGGGAAUCUAACUUAUGGCUACCAGAGGGAUGAAUCUCCGCAAUGUGUGCUGCCUGCUGCUUUACGUUAUCACGGCGGUGCUUGCGGGGCGAGAUUUUUAUAAGAUCCUGGGGGUGAGCAAGAGUGCGUCAGUCAGGGACAUCAAGAAGGCCUACAGAAAGCUGGCUCUCCAGUUACACCCCGACAGAAACCCGGACGACCCAAAAGCUCAAGACAAGUUUGCAGACCUUGGUGCAGCUUAUGAGGUGCUCUCAGAUGAGGAGAAGAGGAAACAGUACGACGCGUAUGGAGAGGACGGACUCAAAGAGGGUCACCACAGCUCACACAACGACAUCUUCUCCAGCUUCUUUGGUGACUUUGGGUUCAUGUUUGGAGGCAACAGACAGCAACAGGACAGGAACAUCCCCAGAGGAAAUGACAUAAUACUAGACCUGGAGGUCACACUUGAAGAGGUGUACUCUGGGAACUUUGUGGAGGUUGUGCGUAACAAGCCUGUAGCCAAAGAAGCCCCUGGCAAGAGGAAGUGCAACUGCAGACAGGAGAUGAGGACGACGCAGCUCGGACCUGGACGCUUCCAGAUGACUCAGGAGACCGUGUGCGAUGAAUGUCCCAAUGUAAAGCUGGUGAAUGAAGAGAGAACCCUGGAGGUAGAAAUUGAACAAGGAGUGCGAGAUGAAAUGGAGUACCCUUUCAUUGGAGAAGGGGAACCUCACAUUGAUGGAGAGCCAGGAGAUCUACGUUUCCGCAUCAAAGUGUUGAAACAUCCCGUGUUUGAGCGCAGAGGAGAUGACCUGUACACCAAUGUCACCAUCUCCCUGGUGGAGGCGCUAGUCGGCUUUGAGAUGGACAUCAUACAUUUGGACGGACACAAGGUCCAUAUAGUGAGAGACAAGAUCACUAAACCCGGUGCUCGGAUGUGGAAAAAGGGAGAAGGCCUGCCAAACUUUGACAACAUCAACAUCCGAGGUUCCCUCAUCAUCACCUUUGACGUAGAGUUUCCUCAGACGCAGCUCGAUGAACAGCAGAAAGAUGGUCUUCGGAGUCUUCUGAAGCAGGGCUCUGUACAGAAGGUUUACAAUGGACUACAAGGAUACUAACACACCAACAGACACAGCCUGGACUGAGUUUAUCUGCCACAUAAACACAUACACACACAAUCACACAUCUCUAGUCAACAGGUGUGUGCUCCAUAAUUCUGGCCAGGGUGUAUUUAUUAUUUUCAGAUUGUUCUCAGGAUGGCUUGAACCCAAUUGACUUUUUACUUUUUAAUGUUCUACAUCUUGUCAGCAGUGGCACAAUUGCAGAUGUUUUAUUUGACAUGUAUAAAUGGAAAUAAUGCCAUUUCUUUGUUGUACUUUUUUUUGUCCCUACAUUAUAUUGGAAUAAGGCCUACUGUUUCUUUUUUUUAAAAAAAAAAACAAAAAAAAACAAAUCACCUGUUUCUACCUGAGUGAAGUGUUUAAAUCGAACAAACACUGUCUGCUAAUGAGUUGACCGCUGCACCUUUCUCACACUCACUCUCCCACUACAUCUGCUGAGGCUACUGAUAAACUGGACAACUGAAGAAGAAGAAGAAAGUCCACUACCAACUUUUCAACAACUAUCAACCUGUGCAAGAAGUUGCUUCGUUUGGUCCAUUUUUUUGUUUUAAAUUAGUUUUAUGAAUGUAACAGCUUUAAAAUGGUUUUUUGCUCUGGUCAGUUUCCUGUUCAAUAAUACUUUGUAAAUAGGGAAGAACAAAGCUCACCUGUUUAUUGUGUUUUAGUUUUCCUAAUUUAUGUUGCCUCUCCACAGUCUGUUUUACAUUUUAACACAUUAUGACAGGAGCUGUCUGCAUUGCACCCCCUGCCCCCGCCCCCCAGGUUCACUGUGACAAGAGUUGACCUCUUCAAAUAAACAGUGACGUUUUAUUAUUUCUGUGGAAGGGUGGUUCGCACCUCCUGCAGCACCACUAGUCUGGACUGAACACCUCUAACCUUCAGACGAAACAUCAGCAUCCCUGUUGGGUUUUGCUGGCUGGUUUGGUUUAUAAUGUGGUUAUAGGAUUCACCUCCUCUCUGUUUUUACUGUCGACUGCAAAGCUGCCUCCCAGUUUUAUGAGUGUCAUGGCCUUAAAAUGUGAAAUUACCUGGCCAUUUUUACUGAGUGUCCAAGGGGAUAAUGUACUUUUGACUGACAAAAUAAAGAUUUCUACAAAUUCUA
Molecule: messenger RNA, 2307 nt
Organism: Lates calcarifer (barramundi perch)
Lineage: Eukaryota; Metazoa; Chordata; Actinopteri; Centropomidae
Gene: dnajb11
Product: DnaJ heat shock protein family (Hsp40) member B11
Exons: 10
Coding region: 120-1202 (360 amino acids)
Biological process (GO): protein maturation; protein folding
Cellular component (GO): endoplasmic reticulum
Molecular function (GO): misfolded protein binding
Source: RefSeq, a predicted model, not a curated record